Messenger RNA from Meriones unguiculatus (Mongolian gerbil), 1331 nucleotides. RefSeq names its product ribitol-5-phosphate xylosyltransferase 1-like. NCBI's taxonomy places the organism in Eukaryota, Metazoa, Chordata, Mammalia, Rodentia, Muridae. The transcript is spliced from 5 exons. Gene Ontology annotation, molecular function: ribitol beta-1,4-xylosyltransferase activity. The coding region runs from base 150 to 1331 and encodes 393 amino acids. Gene Ontology annotation, cellular component: Golgi apparatus. The record is from RefSeq and is a predicted model, not a curated record. Gene Ontology annotation, biological process: protein O-linked glycosylation via mannose.
GCCAGGAGAGGCCACUGGUGAAGGUGCAGCCUCAGCAGCAGUUGAAGGCCCAGGAUUAAAGGGACCAUGCAGAGAGCCUUUGAGAGGCUAUUGGGGAAAUCCAUCCCAGUUGCAGUAACAUAAGAAGACCACCAAGAAGAGCAACAGCAAUGGAAUGGUGCCUUCUGGAGCUUAGAAGACAAGCUGUGUGUGCUGCAGGGGGUGGGGCUGGAGAAGUGACCCAAGCCCCUUGGAGGAGCCCAGAAGAUCAUCUGCAAAUAUUAAACAAGCCCACAAAAGAGAAACAUGAACACAUGGUACAAAUGUGGGGCAAAGCAGCCAUUGUUUUGUAUCUGUGGGAACAUGUUUUCGAAGGCACUCUUGAUCCCCCGGACAUGACUGCGCAAUGGAGGGAAGGACAGUUGAUUGUAGAAAGAACACAGUACAGCUUCAUCACUGGCCCGGGUGUGGUUCCAGGGUACUCCUCCAUAGACAUGGACAAUGUGGUCCUUGUGUUAAAUGGAAGAGAAAAAGCAAAGAUCUUCCAUGCCACCCAGUGGUUACUUUAUGCACAGAAUUUAAUGCAAACCCAGAAACUUCAGCAUCUGGCUGUUGUCUUGCUUAGAAAUGAAUACUGUGACAAUGACUGGAUAAUGCAGUUCCUCAAAAGAAAUGGAGGCUUUGUGGACCUGCUUUUCAUAACAUACGACAGCCCUUGGAUUAAUGGCGCAGAUGUUUUCCAGUGGCCUUUAGGUGUAGCAACAUACAGAAAGUUUCCCGUGGUUGAAGCCAGCACGUCGAUGAUGCAUGAUGAGAGGCCCUACAUAUGUAAUUUUUUAGGAACUGUCUAUGAAAACUCAUCAAGACAAGCACUAAUGAACAUUUUGAAACAAGAUGGAGGUGGUAAACUUUGUUGGGUUUCUGCAAGAGAGCAGUGGCAGCCUCAGGAGACAAAUGAAAGACUUAAGAAUUACCAAGAUGCUUUGCUUCAGAGUGACCUCACUUUGUGUCCUGUAGGAGUGAACACAGAGUGUUACAGAAUAUAUGAGGCCUGCUCGUUUGGCUCCAUUCCUGUGGUAGAAGAUGUGAUGACAGCUGGCCACUGUGGAAACAUGUCCAGUCACCACAGCGCUCCUCUGCAGUUACUCAAGGCCAUGGGUGCCCCCUUUAUCUUCAUCAAGGACUGGAAGGAGCUUCCAGCCAUUUUAGAAAAGGAGAAGACUGUAACUUUACAAGAAAAGAUUCAAAGAAGAAAAAUGUUAUUUCACUGGUACCAACACUUCAAAACAGAACUAAAGUGGAAAUUUACUAAUAUUUUAAAAAGCUCAUUUUUUAUGAAUAAUAAAGGUUAA